Messenger RNA from Leopardus geoffroyi (Geoffroy's cat), 1715 nucleotides. RefSeq names its product neuronal differentiation 4 (gene NEUROD4). Bases 371 to 1366 code for a protein of 331 amino acids. The transcript is spliced from 2 exons. NCBI's taxonomy places the organism in Eukaryota, Metazoa, Chordata, Mammalia, Carnivora, Felidae. Gene Ontology annotation, biological process: nervous system development; regulation of DNA-templated transcription. The record is from RefSeq and is a predicted model, not a curated record. Gene Ontology annotation, molecular function: protein dimerization activity.
GCAACUCGGAGACUCCGGCCAGAGCGCAGGAGCUGCCCAGAGGCUGUGGUCCUGAAAGCUCCACUCUGGGGAACUAGCCACUCAGAGGAGGUACUGAAGAACAGCUAAAUCAGCUGCAACGGGAGCAUCAGCCUGAAGGCGUCCUGGAGGAGCAUACAGAACUCCCAGGAACGAGUAGAACAAGAAUCAGUCAGAAAAAAACAGAUUCAGUGACAUAUCUAAGAGGCAGGGGCCGGUUUAACAUGGAUCGCUAAAAGUACUUCCUUCUCCUAUGAUCUGGACGCUCAGGGAGACUUGGGUUCUCUGAGUCUCCUCCAGGACACAGAUCCAGACUUCACACCAGGGACCACCACUGACAGAGAAUCUGGAAAUGGCAAAACCUUAUGUGAAACCCAAGGAGAUGACAGAGUUGGUCAACACACCAUCCUGGAUGGACAAAGCCCUGGGCUCUCAGAAUGAGAUGAAGGAGGAAGAGAGAAGAUCAGCUGCUUAUGGGAUGCUUGGAAGCUUAGCUGAAGAGCAUGACAGUAUUGAGGAGGAAGAAGAGGAGGAAGAGGAUGGGGAGAAGCCUAAGAGAAGGGGUCCCAAGAAAAAGAAGAUGACAAAAGCUCGCCUUGAGAGAUUCAGGGCUCGAAGAGUCAAGGCCAAUGCUAGAGAACGGACCCGGAUGCAUGGCCUGAAUGAUGCCCUGGACAACCUGAGGAGAGUCAUGCCAUGUUACUCUAAGACUCAAAAGCUGUCCAAGAUAGAGACUCUUAGACUGGCCAGGAACUAUAUUUGGGCUUUGUCUGAGGUCCUGGAAACUGGACAGACACCUGAAGGGAAGGGCUUUGUGGAGAUGCUCUGCAAAGGGCUCUCUCAGCCUACAAGCAACCUGGUGGCUGGAUGCCUCCAGCUGGGCCCUCAGUCUGUCCUCCUGGAGAAGCAUGAGGAGAAAUCUCCUAUUUGUGACUCUGCCAUCUCUGUCCAUAACUUCAACUAUCAGUCUCCUGGGCUCCCUAGCCCUCCUUAUGGCCAUAUGGAAACACAUCUUAUUAAUCUCAAACCCCAAGUAUUCAAGAGUUUGGGAGAAUCAUCCUUUGGGAGCCAUCCACCUGACUGCAGUACACCACCUUAUGAGGGCCCACUCACUCCACCCUUGAGCAUCAGUGGGAACUUCUCCUUGAAGCAAGAUGGCUCUCCUGACCUGGAUAAAUCCUACAGUUUCAUGCCACAUUACCCUUCUGCAAGUCUAAGCUCAGGGCAUGUUCAUUCAACUACCUUUCAGGCUGGUACCCCUCAUUAUGAUGUUCCCAUAGAUAUGUCCUAUGAUUCCUACCCUCACCAUGGCAUUGGGGCCCAACUUAAUACAAUCUUCACUGAUUAGGGCAGUAAGACAAGCAUUUCAGAGGAUAAUGUGGAGAUGUUUCCCAUAAUUCAAGUGGGUUGAGCUGAAGAUUCAAUGACCUUAAAGGAACCCUAUAGAUAGAUAUCAAACGCAGUAGUCCCAGUCCAUUUAGGCCUUCCUGCACCUGCCACCCUCAUUUAUCAUCAGCUUCUCACACUGUAUUGAUUCAUUUAGUUAGGGUCCUCAAGUGAAAUUAUUUGAUUGUUUACAAUCAUGUGGAAAUACAACAGAAGCCCUGGGCCCUAUUCUAAUGGUGCCAAAAACUCAUGAUCUAUGCCACUUAAUUUUCCAUUUCUGGCCUCUGUUUACUGAUCGGUAAAAUCAGACA